AUGGAGACGAACAAGUGUAUCGGAUGUGGUUCCAACACCAAUCUGGGGUUAAUCAACUGCAGGCACGAGAGUGUUUGCUUGAAAUGUGCCAAACCAAUGGCGGAAAGGAAAGAACAGUGUCGCGUUUGUGGAGUUGCAGUCACCAUUCUGCAUAAGGAAUUUGCUGUUCGUCUUUGCUCGGCCGACGAUAAGAAAAAGUACUUCGCUGGUUCAUUCAAGAAUGGUGCUCCGGAUCUCGCAAACGACCAUCAAUGGUCUCUGGUUAAACAAUCCCAAUCUUCUGAUGCUAAUGCGGAGGUGCUGAAUAAGGAUCCGUGGAUCUUGGAGAAUCAAGAAGGCAUCAAGUACAAAGGAAAUCUUGUUGGCAAAGCGAAACGCUUUUUCUUGCAGGAGGAGGAUGAUGGUUCUUCUGUGCUUAUUCCGUGUGAUAAUUGGUUUGGGUUUGAUCGAGUUCCUCCUCCCGGUACUCAGCGGCUGACGACUGAACAAGCAGAGCAGAUAAUGGACAAAAAGCGUAACCGAAUUGAAGAGACGAUUCAGAAACGCAAUAAGCGCAUGAGGACGACGGGCAAGGUCAUAAAGCCAACAACAUCCACAUCCACAUCCACAUCCACCGGUGAAACAGUUGAGAAAGGAGAGCCCUGGGAUCACGACGCAAGAUUCUCGGAUGACGAUGUUGGCAGCGAUAGUGAAGAAAGUAUUUCUGUUCCAAGUGCAAUCAAGGAGUUUGAAGAGAAAGACAAUGAGCCUUACCUUAGCAAUGCUGGAAGAGACCUGAAGAACAUACUCCGAAAGUAUGAUGAUGGAUCUGAUAAAGAUGAUGGAAAAGGAAGCGGGAGUACUGGAGGAGCCAGUACUAGUACUUGACAGAGGAUAUAGAAUACAUAAAUGGAGCCGAGGAGAC
This is a messenger RNA of Camelina sativa (false flax), 904 nucleotides long. The record is from RefSeq and is a predicted model, not a curated record. NCBI's taxonomy places the organism in Eukaryota, Viridiplantae, Streptophyta, Magnoliopsida, Brassicales, Brassicaceae.